CCCGCCCGCUCCCGACGCUCUCGCCGCUCCCGCAGCGCCUUUUCGUCCUUCGAGCACGACCAGCUGCCCGAGCUGGAGCGGUGCGGGCUGCCCCUGGAGCAGGUGGCGGACGCCGUCCCCUGCUGCUCCCAGGUACGGGAAUCCCUGACAGAAGAAGAGAAGACAAUGUUUGCAGAGAAGGCUCAUAAGCUGAAUAGCAAGAAAUGCUCUCAGAAGACAGUAAAGGAGACUUGUAAGGUGCCUGAUCCAGUUCCUGCUGCUAUGACCACAAAGAUGCCCAGUGUUACUCCAUCGCCAGCUGCCUGUGCUCUGUCUUGGAAGAAUGAUCAGGAUAUGCUUGAAGAUAUCUUCUACUUCCUGGACAUUUACAGCUAUGGGAAGCUGCCACCCCACUGCGAGCAGCGCUUCCUUCCUUGUGAGAUUGGGUGUGUCAGAUAUUCCCUACAAGAUGGCAUUGUGGCUGAUUUCCACCACUUCAUAGAUCCAGAAGUACCACCACGUGGUUUUCGCUACCACUGCCAGGCUGCUGGUGAUGAAACCCAUAAGAUCCCCAUAUCUGGAUUUCAUCUUCCUCGUUCUUGUUACGCAGUUGUCCUACGGGAACUUCUUGAGUUUGCCCAGCCAGCCACAGGUGCUCAGCCUCGCUUCUUCUGCAGGUCUAAUGACAGAUUCCGAAUUAACUGGUGUCUUGGUCGAAUGGUCAGCAUAACAGGUAUUGAGAGCCACUGGGAGCUUUUUACUGUGGAAGACCUGAUAAUGGAACUGUACCAGAAGAAAUACCAAAAAGAGCCAUCCAAGAUCUGGGUGUAUAGAAAACUAGAUGUCUGCCUCUGGGAUUUCUCUUAUAAUACCAGGUGCAAGUGGCAUGAGGAGAAGGAUAUCAUCUGCUGUGCUCUGGCAUCCUGUAAGAAAAUGGGUUACUGCAUCAGUAAAUCCUUUGCUAGUGCGUAUGGAGUCCCACUAACAGCAGCUCACCUCCCUCUGCAAGGCUCUGAUUGUGAUCAAAGCACAAGUACCAGGAUUGUGAAGCUGAAUGCUAGACAUAUCCAGAAAACCAAAAAUGAGAGUUCUGGAUGUGACAAAACUUUGGGUCCUCCAAGACAGGAUCAAGAGUUUGUCCCCUCUAAUUGUGACUCUCCAUGUGGUGUGAAGACCUCCCCUUGUGAAGCAAAUGUUGUACAAGGAAGAGGAGUUAUUCGAUUGCUGAGAACUGCACCUGAUCUGUCCAAGUCUUUCAGUAAUUGA
Pseudopodoces humilis (Tibetan ground-tit) is the source of this 1245-nucleotide messenger RNA. The record is from RefSeq and is a predicted model, not a curated record. NCBI's taxonomy places the organism in Eukaryota, Metazoa, Chordata, Aves, Passeriformes, Paridae.